CUCAUUGAAGUUGCCAUCUCCCCGGACGCAAAAAACAUUUUCUUUUUUUCAACUGUAAAAUUCAAAAUGUUGUCUGCACAACCAGCUUACGCACUUGCUAGAGCCACUUUUAAGCGUGCUCAACGUGGCCUCUUUGGAGGUAAGCACAUCCAAUUCGGUAACAAUAACCCCUUUUCCAAGAAAAAGACGAGACGUAACUGGUUACCCAAUGUGCAAAAUAAAAACUUGUAUUCCGAAUCACUUAAAUCAUUUAUUGAAGUCAAAGUCACCACAGCCGUUUUACGUACUAUUGACAAGAAGGGUGGAUUAGAUAAAUACCUUUUGGAAACCACCAACAAGAACUUAUUCAGUGAAAAGGCCAUUGAAUUAAAGACAAAGAUUAUCAACUUUAACAACCUUCAAGCGAGAAGACAAGCUAAGGCUGUCUCUGCUGCUACCGAAUCCACCACCACCACCACCACCACCGCUAUCGCUGCGGAAUCAUCACCCAUCGUCUAAACAUAAAUACAUAGACU
Messenger RNA from Mucor mucedo, 515 nucleotides. Its product is annotated as ribosomal L28 family-domain-containing protein. Gene Ontology annotation, molecular function: structural constituent of ribosome. The transcript has 2 exons. The record is from RefSeq and is a predicted model, not a curated record. Gene Ontology annotation, cellular component: mitochondrial large ribosomal subunit. Lineage: Eukaryota; Fungi; Mucoromycota; Mucoromycetes; Mucorales; Mucoraceae. Bases 67 to 498 code for a protein of 143 amino acids.